Rotaria sordida is the source of this 1266-nucleotide messenger RNA. NCBI's taxonomy places the organism in Eukaryota, Metazoa, Rotifera, Eurotatoria, Philodinida, Philodinidae. The record is from the annotation of a GenBank genome assembly.
AUGUCCAAUAAUCGACUUGAAUCAAAUAACACAAUAGAAAAUAUUCAGGUUAUUCUUAUGCAAAUAUCGAUACCAUAUAUUAUUAUUGUUUCUUUGAUUGGCAUUGCUGGAAAUGUUAUUACAAUAGUUAUGUUAUCUAAACGAUCUCUUACAAAAAAUUUUAACAAUUGUACAUUAAUCGCACUUGCAACUACUGAUCUAUUAUUUAAUUUAGCACUUGUUUCUCGUUGUUUAAAUGAUUUAAUCGAAUUAGAUUCCGAUUUAUUUUGUCGUUUAUUAUCAUUUUUUUCUCAUUUAGCUGAAUUAUUAUCAGCUUGUUUUACAGUUCAUUUUACAAUUCAACGUUUUAUUGCUGUUAAAUUUCCUUUAAGUGCAUUUAUUGAAAGAAGAAUUCAAUUUUUACAUUAUAUUAUUUUAACAUUAUUUAUUUUACUUGGUAUUUCUUAUUGUUUAAUGCUUAUUAAAAAUAAUCAUUAUGAAAAUUGUCAAGAAGAAUUAAAUUUAAAUUGGUUUAUAUCCGAUGCAUUAUCAUCAUUUGUUAUACCAUUUACAAUAAUUGCUGUAUUAAAUUUAUUAAUUAUAUUUCAUUUAAGAAAAACUUCUCGAAAUAAUAAACAAUUAUCAUAUAAAAAACGAUCAAAUAGAAAUAUUUUAACAUUAAAUUCAGUAAGAAAAAGUACAGGUUCAUUCGAUUCAAUUUCACAAACAAAAUUAUCUGAAAUUACAACAGUACUAAAUACUAAGAAUUCAAAACAUCGAUUAUCAGUCAAUGAAGAAAUUAAAGAUCAUUUUCUAACUGUUGCUGGUACACCUCAUCGUACAGCUUCAAUACGUUCAACAACACGUUCUCAGGCUCAAUCACAUCAUGUAACACGUAUGCUUAUUUUAGUUUCAACUUGUUUUCUAUUACUUAAUGCUCCUUCACACAUCUGUUCAAUUACUUUAAAAAUUUAUACAAUAAAAAAAUCUCAAUUAAUUAAUAAUUCUGUUCGAAAUUAUCUAAAUCAAAUAAAUAAUUCUAAUGUAACUAUUUCAACAAUAAUGGAAAAUCCAAAUUUUGCUUAUACAAUAGCAACAAUUAGUACAGAAAAUCAAUCAAUAAUUAAUUUAAAUUUUUUUCAUAUAUUUUAUAUUAUCGUUAUUAUAGCACAACAUAUAUCAUAUUUAUCAUAUUCAAUAAAUUUUUUUCUUUAUUCAUUUUGUGGAAAGAAAUUUCGUCAUGAACUUCUAAGAUAUUUAUUACGUUUUAGAAAAUAUCAACGAUAA